CCUCGGUCAGUUCACCGUACGCGCCCGCGCGGUCACCAGCGCGCCAUAACGUUCCAUUUUUAAAUUCAAAUUCAAAAUUAACUUUUUUCAUCAUACAUUUUCGGCCAGUUGUAUUACAUAGACUAUAAUGUAAAGCCAAAGGAGUUUUUGUAUUCGCGAAACAGGUUCCUUGGUGCGCGGUCAGUGCCACAAACUUUUAUGCAAAGGAUGCACUUUACAGCGAGUUAUUAAGAGAAAUUAUUUGAGAUGGAUCGGUUACUGGUGCUGGCACUCUCAGCCGUCAUCCUAGCCUGCCUCCAGCCCACCGAAGCAGACACCGUGCUGUCCUCAGUGCUGACCCCCACUGAAGUGCUGACCCCCACAGAUGGCACGAAACUGAACCGGCAGAGUCGGAGCUACUACGACCGGUACGGUACCGGCCGGCCGUACGCGAGGCUAGAGUACGGAAGGUUGGACUACGACCGACCGGCGAGGUGUGGAAGAUGCCAGGAUGAUAGGGACGAACGGGACGACGAUUAUGACCGACGUCGCGGCUACGACGACGAUCGGCGUUCUCACAGACCCACCUAUGGGAACCGGUACGAUCGAAACAAGGGCGGAGAUGAUGAUGACGAUGACCGCCGCUACAACACCGACAGAAACAGCAACAGCAACAAGAACGGCACUGAUAAUGAGGGGGACAAGGACAAAAACUAUGAUGACAAAGACAGCCGUCCAAGCGGCAGCAAGCGAGACAGGGACAGGAAUCGCGACCGGCAUAGAGAUCGGGACGAUGACAGAGACAGAUAUAGGCCUGACUACUAUGACAGAUUCUUAGGGGAUAGACGAGAUAGAGAUAGGUACGACAGACCGUACUACGAUGAUCCGUACAGGGAAAGAAGGCCUUUAUACGAUAGGUACCCGGAUAGAUACGAUGGAUACGGAUACACAGGGUACAGAAGACCUGUCUACGAUGACAGAUAUGAUAGAGUAGGAGCGUACGACGAUUCAUUUGGUGGAUAUGGACCUGGUGUUGGAAGAGGGCCACAUGAUAGUUUCAGGCCAUGGGACGAGACGUACCGCGGGCAGGCGGGGUGGGACGCGGGGGGUCGCGGGUACUACUUCGCGUCGGGCCGCCCCGACGAGGCGCCCGCGCAGCCCUGGGGCCGCCCUGAGUAUGCCAGACCACAGUACGGCGAGAGCGGUUGGCAAAACGUGGGCUAUUCCGGCGGUGGUUGUCGCGAUCCUGUGCAGUACCAGGGCAGCCUGGGCUACGGUGAAGGGGGCUACCGGCAAGACCUGAGCGCCAGUUACGGACAGGGCGGCGGUUACGGACAGGGCGGCGGUUACGGACAGGGCGGCGGUUACGGACAGGGCUUCAGUUACGGACAGUCCAGUGGCUGGAGGAACGUGGGGGAGAGAAGACCGUAUAGAGAUGAGAGUGGCGUCGCAAACCUUGACAAAGUGAAGCAACCCGCCCGCCAAAGCUACGUUCAACCUAACCGUCCCAGCGACUAUGGACAGGCGUACGCGCAGCCCAGCAACGGCUAUUCAAGCGGCAACGUCUAUUCGAACGGCAACGGCUAUUCGACCGGCGGCAACGGCUAUUCGAACGGCAAUGGCUACGCGAAUGCCGCUCCCGCUUCCAGCAGCAGUACCACGCCGAACACAAGCUACCUAUUUCAGAGAGAAGAUGAGAGGGUGACCACAAAAACUGAUGAAACUACUAAGGCAGCACAAGGGGCAUAAUAUUUUGGUGCAUUUAAGAACUGAUGACUUAUUUUUAAGAGUGUGCUGAAAAGGUAAUGCUGCAAUUUAGUUUCGUUCGUUCAGUCAAAUGACCUCCACUACUAAACAAAGGCCUAAAUUUAGAUUAAAAUAUCCUCCCGAUCCAGUUAUUGUUCUAAUUGUUCGGCGUAAUAACAUCUAAGCACUAUAAAGCUUAUCCGUAAAUACUUUAUUUCAACUAUUGUUUUAUGACUUUCAUCAGAAAGAAAUAAAUUACUUGAUGGAAGGAAAGUUGUAAAAUGACGUCAUUCGUGAGUUGAAAUUAACGAUCUUAGUCGUAGCAAUAUUUUUUUAUGAAACUGAGGAUAUCGAGCUACACUCAAUGUUUUUCAAUAAUUAAGUGUAUCUUUUUCCAUUCUUUCUUAACGAAGAAGAACAAAAAACUUCCUUAGAGGUUCCAAAUACACUUUUUCAAUAAUAAUUUUAAAUUGUCUAACGUUAAGAGUCGAAGAUCAGUUUUGCAUGCAUUUUUCCAAGUUAUUUAAACUACUUUUUCAAUUCAAAUUAAUGAAAUAAAAUAAAAAAACCUAUGAAAAUGAAGAAACCUAAAUAUAAAAAUCAAUCACUCUGCCAAGCUCAAAUAAAAUUAAUUUAGAUUUAAGAAUACAAACACGUAAAGUGUGUAAUGUAGGCUAUGAACUUUAAAGAA
Molecule: messenger RNA, 2416 nt
Organism: Ostrinia furnacalis (Asian corn borer)
Lineage: Eukaryota; Metazoa; Arthropoda; Insecta; Lepidoptera; Crambidae
Product: RNA-binding motif protein, X-linked-like-3
Exons: 6
Coding region: 247-1728 (493 amino acids)
Source: RefSeq, a predicted model, not a curated record